This is a messenger RNA of Conger conger (European conger), 549 nucleotides long. RefSeq names its product transcription factor HES-5-like. Gene Ontology annotation, molecular function: RNA polymerase II cis-regulatory region sequence-specific DNA binding; DNA-binding transcription factor activity, RNA polymerase II-specific; protein dimerization activity. Gene Ontology annotation, biological process: regulation of neurogenesis; anterior/posterior pattern specification; regulation of transcription by RNA polymerase II. Bases 4 to 549 code for a protein of 181 amino acids. The record is from RefSeq and is a predicted model, not a curated record. Lineage: Eukaryota; Metazoa; Chordata; Actinopteri; Anguilliformes; Congridae. The transcript has 3 exons. Gene Ontology annotation, cellular component: nucleus.
CCAAUGGCAGAGCUGAGGAGGACAAUGAGGAAUGCAGAGCUGCCACAUGCUGACAUGGCACCUACAGUCACUGCAGCAACCAGCUACUCCAAUGAGCACCUGAGUCUGACUCACAAGCUGAGAAAGCCAGUGGUGGAAAAGAUGCGCAGAGAUCGAAUCAACAGCAGCAUCGAGCAGCUCAAGUCUCUCCUGGGCCCAGAGUUCCACAGCCAGAACUCCAGCUCCAAGCAGGAGAAAGCUGACAUCCUGGAGAUGACAGUUUGCUUCCUGAGACGGCAGCACCAGCACCAGUCAGCUAACAGCACAUCCUGCUCUUCAGCUGUCAGUGAGGGCUACUCCAGGUGUGCGCAAGAGAUCGUCAGCUUCCUGUCCCGCUAUGAAGUGAAGACACCGUCCCAGAGAGGACUGCUGAGCCAUUUCCAAAAGCUGCAGCCUUCCUCUGACAAGAGCAAGAUUGAGUUUGCACUGCCUCAGCUGAGCUCUCCAGCCCACAACAGCAGCAGCAAAGAGGAGACUGCAGCCAGCAGCGCCCUCUGGAGGCCCUGGUAG